UAUUCAAUGUGCAACAGCGGUGCGGAUGUGUUGAAAUGGGAUUUGGACGGAACUGUUCUCUCUAAGGACCAAAAACUGUUCUACGAAAAGAACGGCUACUUGGUUAUCCGAAAUUGUGUUCCCAGCUAUGAAUUGGAUCGCUAUAAACGAAGAUUCAAGGAAAUCUGUCAAGGCAAAGAUAUUCCAUUAAACAUGACUGUAAUGAAGGAUAUAGCCAUCGCCAAAUCAGAAUAUGUUGCCGGAGAAAAGGCCAUCACAAAAAUACAAGAUUUCCAAGAUGAACCCGUACUGUUCGAUUACUGCCGGUAUAGAGGAGUGGUUGAUGUUGUUAUGGACCUUAUUGGGACGAAAAAAUCGAAUCUAUUGGCGAUGCAUACAAUGCUUAUUAACAAACCACCUGAUAGUGGAAAGCUUACAUCUCGACAUCCAAUGCACCAGGAUCUACAUUACUUCCCAUUUCGACCUGCUGAUUUCGUUUGUUGUGCAUGGACAGCAAUGGAAUUGGUGAAUCGUGAUAACGGCUGUUUGGUGGUAGUGCCUGGAACUCACAAGGGCGCGUUGCUGCCGCACGAUUACCCGAAAUGGGAGGGUGGUGUUAACAAAGCUUACCAUGGUAUCCAGAACUACGAUCCCUCGACGCCACGACUGUAUGUCGAGAUGAACGCCGGCGAUACAGUAUUCUUUCACCCACUGCUCAUUCACGGAUCUGGCGCUAACAAAACAGAAGGAUUCCGAAAAGCGAUCUCGUGUCACUACGCGAACGACGAUCUCUGCAGGUAUAUCGACGUGAAAAAUUCUACGCAAGAGGUGUGGCAAGGGUAA
Molecule: messenger RNA, 822 nt
Organism: Angiostrongylus costaricensis
Lineage: Eukaryota; Metazoa; Nematoda; Chromadorea; Rhabditida; Metastrongylidae
Source: the annotation of a GenBank genome assembly